This is a messenger RNA of Chlamydomonas reinhardtii, 1752 nucleotides long. RefSeq lists its product as uncharacterized. NCBI's taxonomy places the organism in Eukaryota, Viridiplantae, Chlorophyta, Chlorophyceae, Chlamydomonadales, Chlamydomonadaceae. The record is from RefSeq and is a predicted model, not a curated record. The transcript is spliced from 4 exons. The coding region runs from base 109 to 666 and encodes 185 amino acids.
ACACCAGGACCCCACGGUGUAUUAUGUUGUUUCCACUGCCAUUGUACAACAAAUUAAUACUUACGUUGAUGCGGUGAAACUGAGAUUGUCAGUUUGCAUAUUGCGACUAUGGCAUCAACCAGCGGCCGCGAUAACCUGGAUGACAUUACAUCAGAAGAUAUAGCGCUGUUCCGGCGUUCGCUGCUCGCACGUCGAUUUCCAGGGCUGAAGGACAUGAGCGAGGGCGACCUGAUAGCACUCAUUCGGGCGGAGCGCAAGGCCACAGGCCGGAAGCUCGUGGCCGAGCCACGGUCUAGCCCCAAAACCAACUUCACGCCGCCUCCCCCCAAACGGGAGCAAGCCACACAGAAGAUCCCGCCCUUCGUCCCUGCAAACCCGCAUGAAGCGAAAGAACAGGCGGCUCGCGCUGGGACAGAGCGCUUCAUCAACGUGAACACGCCCUAUGAGGCACACCGGGAGGAGUUUAACACCGCGCGGACAACGGAUGAGAGCAAGCGCGUGGCGCCCUUCGUUCCGUCGUGCGCAACCCAGGCGCGGGAAAACAUCGCUGUCAAGUACUAUCUCAACUCGCCCAUGGACUCGGAGCCGACUGGCAACACCGCGCGGCAGACGUCACGGCCGGAAGCGGGAAGCGGGAGCGCGCCGCAGAGCAAGGGUGAUACGUGAUCAUGCCAAUCAUGCCUGCUGUGAGACGUUAAAUUCUGGUCAUGUUUACUGCGGUGCGCCGCAACGCCUGCCUAAAGCUAGCCGCGUGUGGCAUGGACGCAACGUUUAAGGGCACAGCAAAACCUAGUGAGACGUGGCGAGACCUAGCGAGACGGUGAUAGCCCCACAAGGACGCCACACAACACCCGCCACACAACAACCAGAGGGCGGGUCUUGUUUCUCUGGGUCGCAGAUGGCCCUUCGCGGCGUGGGUGCGGCGUGCCCCCGCUUGUCGGGCUGUCCCUUCAAUUGUAAUCCGCAUCCUUGGUUGCCUGCACGCCCUGCUUGUGAUAGAGUCGCGGCGAGAACGCCUUUUAGAAGUUUUGAUUUGUUUGGCCUUGCUUGAAAGUGGAUGGGAGCCGGUCGGGAUGAGAGCAGGGCGAGACGUGUACGGCUCCGGCUGCCGCAAACGUGCCAGCGCCAGCGCAACGAGAUGCUGCAGAUUUCAUUUGGGAGCGCUGUAGUGAAGGUAAUGGCCUGAAGGCGGCCUCGGCGGUGCACUCACACAUGUGCUGAUCGGCAGUGACUCACACACGUUAACUAUUAGGUGUGUCCAUUGAACAAGUGCACUGGGGUCUGUGUAGGCUACAAGCCCACCACGUUACGUUCCGGCACGCACCCUGUUUUCGUUUUUGGCCGCUUAAUGAGGCAAGGGGCCUGGAGCGGUCGGUACUUAGCACACCGUGAAGUAAUGUGAGAGCCCUGGCUCGGUCCGUGGCUCGUGAGUUGGAAGAGCUGGGUUGGCAGGACGGUUGGAACAUUAAAUUGCCAUCCCUGAGUGUGCACCUUUGUGUGCACGAUACUGCUGUCAGACAGUUAGGGCCAGGAGCAAGAGCAUUAGGCACGAUGGCAGGCCUUGUCGCCUUGUCUAGCUUCGGUGCUUACACGUAAAGCCAGUGUAUUCGGCGGAUAUUAGUAGGCAGACGUACUCAGUGCUCGUAUUUUAAGAAGGCAGGUGCGGCGCCAGUGACAGAUUUCCGGAAAAGGGCAUCUUUGAUUUUCAGAAACCCGCUGCCGCCGCAUCUUUCAUCCCCAAAAUUUUUCCGG